UAAGGCCGAAAGCUGCCUGCUGUGGUAUAUAAGGGCCAGACACAGAGCGACAUUCCAGCAAAGACAGCAAGGUUAGCUGAAAAACCUUGAACCACAGCAGCGAACCGGCGAUUUUUCUAGAAAACUCUGAGGCGAGAAGUAACUGAGAAUAGCGUUUUUGCAGCCUGAUUACUUUCUGCAUUAACCAACUCAGAAAGUGGGGGUAAAAUGAGCUCUCUGGUUGGUCUGGUGGUCUUCAUGGCUCUGAUGGCCCCUCCAGUUCGCUCUUUCCCGCGUGGCUCCGCUGGGUUCCACCCCAAAGAUCUGGAGAGCUCUGGCACUGGACCCGAAGACCCAGCUCGAGGGUCCGUUCGCCACCAUAAGCCCAAUCCGUUUUUCCUGAGGCAGUUCCCGGGCUCCGUUAGACCUCAUGCGCACGCUGGAGGCGCGCGCAGCCGGAGCCCUUUUCCCGCCUUUUUGGCGCUGGGUCGUGCGGGACCCUCUGAGACCGGCAGGAGGCAGCAGAGCCAGGAGAUGUGGAGGAGGAGCAUGAGGAGAGGGGAGCAGGACGGAGAGCGCGUGGCCUUACCCGUCAGCCCCAGGAACAUGAACCUGAAGGAUCAGAGCUGCGCGGCAGUGCCCUUCACUCAGCGCAUAUCCGAGCCGGGCUGCGAGCCUCUCUCCUUCCAGAACAAGCUCUGCUUCGGUCACUGCGCCUCUCUCUUCGUGCCCCCCAGCGGGGGGUAUGUGGGGCCCUUCAGCGCGCCCUGCUCGCGAUGUGCCCCCGUCAGAGCGCGCUCAGUGCUCGUGCACCUGCGCUGCGGCGAGCAGACGCGAGAGAAGCGUGUGAUGGUGGUGGAGGAGUGCAAAUGCGAAACAGGCCGAGAGGACGCACGAGCUGAGAACAUGGACACACAUCUGUAACAGCGCGGAGAGAGAGAGAGAGAGAGAGAGAGAGAGGGAGAAGGGGAGAGAUUCCUGCUGAAAAAAAAACAUAGAAACCAUUAAGUGUUUCUGUUGGUUCCUGAUGGUUUUGUGAUGUGUUUUGGCUUUUUUAAUGGGUUGACAUCACAGCUGAUUCUAAACCCAUUUGAUGGUUUCCUAAUGGGAUCUAAAGGUGUUCUACGGGAAACAACCGGUCUCUACUGGAAACCAUUAAGCCAAUUCCCAUUAGAAAGCAAAACAAUUAGGUUUUAAUCUUAAAAGUUUCUUAAUGGCCUUUUUCAGCAAGGAUGCAUGAGCGCUUAAUUUCAGUCCAGUGUCUUUAGAGUCUAAUUCUGCCUCGUGUUUGACAACAGGACCAAAUCAGGUUCUAGAUAUUCUGUGUUUAGUUCUCUUAAGUUCUGUGUGUUAGCCCGAUAUACUCCAGACUGGAGUGUCACUGUAUAAACCACCGCUUUUCAGCGGAACUAUGUUAAGUCGUUUUGACUGCAGCCUGUGAGCUUAUUACCUGUUUUGACCGGCAGAUGUCGCUGAUGAACCAGUGAAUUUGUGUAUCUGCCUCAUGACAUUGUAACUGCUUUAAGUUAUAGAAAUAUAUUUGUGUACUGUGAA
Colossoma macropomum (tambaqui) is the source of this 1533-nucleotide messenger RNA. It is a transcript of the gene dand5, whose product is annotated as DAN domain family, member 5. The coding region runs from base 208 to 903 and encodes 231 amino acids. The transcript has 3 exons. NCBI's taxonomy places the organism in Eukaryota, Metazoa, Chordata, Actinopteri, Characiformes, Serrasalmidae. The record is from RefSeq and is a predicted model, not a curated record.